GGUUUGAAAAUUUGAGAUAUGUAGAGUUUUUCUACUCGCAAAUCUCGUGGAAGUAGAACGAGUUACCUUAUCACUAGCAGCGCCGCUGGUUUAAGUCAGCAAGAUUGCUAACGAACAAUUGCAAGAUGCAGCGCAGAGGCUCUCCGAAUCUUUUCUUGCUUCUUUGGCUUCUAAGUUCGACAGCUUUUGGAACUGAUGCAAAAGGAGUGACUUCUGCGUCUCCAAAUGAUUACACGAGCUCGGCGCCGGGAACGCCACGCUUCGGGGAGCCCGUGGCGAAUUUCACAGCCGCGGUGGGCAAGACAGCGCGCCUCUCAUGCAAGGUCCUCAAUAGCACCAAGUUCAAGGUUGCGUGGUUCCACAUGGACAGGAAGAUGCUGCUGACGAUCCACGAGACGGUCGUGACGAGGAUCCCGCGCUUCAGCGUCACGCAGGACGGCGACGACGUGUGGACGUUACACAUCACGUCCGUUAAUAAGGAUGACCGCGGCCAAUAUAUGUGUCAAGUGAACACAGAGCCAAUAAUCAGCCAAAUUGGCUACCUCGAUGUGGUUGUUCCCCCAGAGAUCCUAGACAGCAGCAGCAGCACGAGCAGCGUCGUGGUGCAGGAGAACGGCAACGCCACCCUCAGCUGCCACGCCACGGGCAACCCGCCUCCACACAUCAGCUGGGUCAGAGAGGACCAGAAGCACAUCACCAUCGACAAGAGGAAGAAAGUGACUCGCUACGAAGGCACCUCACUGCACCUGCGCUCUGUCACGAGAUCAGACAUGGGCGCGUACCUCUGCAUCGCCAGCAACGGUGUGCCGCCCACCGUCUCCAAGCGCACCGAGCUCUCCGUGCAAUUUUCCCCGACAGUGGUGGUCCCAAAUCAGCUCAUGUCGGCACCACUCGGCACCUCAGUAACUCUACGGUGCCGCACAGAAGCUUUCCCUAAAGCCGUGACGUAUUGGCGGUAUCAAGGCAACAUGAUCAUGUCCAAUGAGAAGUACAGCCUCACUGAAGAACAGGAACACUACAGGACCACUGUAAUGCUAACUGUUAACCACUUGACCCCAGAUGACUUCGGUCAAUACAAGUGCAGCUCCCGCAACUCGUUCGGUGAGACAGCAGACACGGUACAGCUGCACGAGCUGAAAGUUCAAGUCACUGAACCUCAAAGAGAAGAAUACAUCAAAGGUACCGACUCACGAGCAGAAUACGGGGUGAACGACGUCGAGGUGUACAGUCCCCGCAAAGAGGAGUCAUACGGGGAACCUCUGCCCCCCACGGACUACGACAGUGGCAGCGUGUCAGGGGGCUACGGUGGGGUGUUGGGCAACAGGGACUCUCAUCCUCCCCGUAACCAGCAGGGCAGUCCAGGCAACUACGGCAGCCGUGGCAGCGAUGGCAGUCGCUCCCCCCAGAACAUAUAUUCACUUUUCGGGAUGAGUGCAGGGACUUGCUUUCGUUCGUAUGGAGUCAUGACGGCGCUGGCGCUGGCUCCCACGCUGCUGCUGUGGCCGCGCGUCUUGGUCGCCUUGUAUACCCUCGACGCUCACAGAUGAAGUUUCGGCCCCCAUUCAACUGCAAAUUCAAUCGUGAAUGAUGUAAAAAGUAUGAAUCAUGAGCUAUUCGAAAAUAUAUUAUUCUGAAAAUUUUUUUAAUGAACUCAACAGACAAAGUAAAACACAAAUAUCUUCAAUUGUUUUUAAAUAAAAAGUGGAGGCAAGGUCAUAGCUUGGUGACUUACAUAGAAAGUGUUGAAACUGGAAUAAAAUGAACAACCAGAGAAAGGAAAUCAUUGAGUGUUCGGAGAAAAAACUUUUUAUGCAUAUUUUGUGUUAAGUCAUUGAAUUAAAGCACGAGAUUUUGAGGUGAAACUUUAAGCGAAUGCCAGCAAUGACCGCCCUGAGCAUUUUAAAAUUAUAGUUUGCAAUAUAAAUAUAAACAUAACUACUGCAAUUCAAUUAUACAGAGACCACCGUAACUACGUGUUAACAUUAUAGUUAAUAAUGUGAACUAAAGUAAAACGAAUUGAAAUGCAGUUUAGCAGAGGACUUCAAAGGAAAGUAGUACACGUGGAAAAAUGGGUUAUUUAGAUAAACUGUAACCUUGAUCUUAUAAUAAAAAUAAUAUACGUUUAAAAACUA
Messenger RNA from Hyalella azteca, 2132 nucleotides. Its product is annotated as lachesin. The record is from RefSeq and is a predicted model, not a curated record. The coding region runs from base 126 to 1547 and encodes 473 amino acids. Gene Ontology annotation, cellular component: neuron projection. NCBI's taxonomy places the organism in Eukaryota, Metazoa, Arthropoda, Malacostraca, Amphipoda, Hyalellidae. The transcript is spliced from 10 exons.